This is a messenger RNA of Stegastes partitus (bicolor damselfish), 2064 nucleotides long. It is a transcript of the gene lactb2, whose product is annotated as lactamase, beta 2. The coding region runs from base 153 to 1016 and encodes 287 amino acids. Gene Ontology annotation, molecular function: RNA endonuclease activity; single-stranded RNA binding. Lineage: Eukaryota; Metazoa; Chordata; Actinopteri; Pomacentridae. The record is from RefSeq and is a predicted model, not a curated record. Gene Ontology annotation, cellular component: mitochondrial matrix. The transcript is spliced from 7 exons.
GACGCGGAGACUUUUAUUUUGAAAAAGUGACUUUUAUGUUGAAGGCCGCUUUUUUACGCACACACGGGCUCUGUUGUAGAUCCGGUCUGGUGAGGCUCUCGUGAACUUUCACCUGCGUGCUGCGUUCAUCUAACAUCACCUGAGCCGCGGACAUGAGCGCGAUUCUGCCCCGGAUCGAGCAGCUGUCAGCCCGGGUGGUUCGGGUCCUGGGCUGCAACCCGGGACCGAUGACUCUGCAGGGAACCAACACGUACCUGGUGGGCACCGGGCCAAGACGGGUGCUUAUAGACACUGGGGAACCUGCUGUGCCUGAAUAUAUCAGCAGCCUGAAGCAGGCGCUGAACCAGUUCAACACCAGCAUCCAGGAGAUCAUCGUCACACACUGGCAUCACGACCACACGGGCGGAGUGGAGGAUGUCUGCAGGGACGUCACUGGUUCUGAGGUCCGAGUCAGCAAACUUCCUCGCUCCAGUCGAGUCCACGAAACAGCCGGGACCAGGAGCUACACUUACCUGAAAGAUGGAGACGUCAUCCAGACAGAAGGAGCCACACUCAAAGUGCUUUUCACGCCGGGCCACACUGACGACCACAUGGCCUUGCUGCUGGAGGAGGAGCAGGCGCUCUUCUCCGGAGACUGCAUCCUGGGCGAGGGCACGGCCGUGUUUGAGGACCUCUACGACUACAUGAAGUCCCUGAAUGUCCUGCUGGACUCUCGAGCUGAACUCAUCUACCCCGGUCACGGCCCUGUGGUUCAGGAUGCUGGCUCCAAGAUCAGACACUACAUCAGCCACCGGGACCAGCGAGAACAACAGAUCCUGGCAGCUAUUCAGGAUGGAGCAGGAAAGCCUUUCUCCUCCAUGGAGCUUGUCAAGAUCGUCUAUAAGGACACUCCUGAAUACCUGCACCAAGCAGCUAAUGUGAACCUGGUUCAUCAUCUAAAGAAACUGGAGAAAGAAGGCAGAAUCAGUGUGGUGAACGAAUCUUCUCAGAGCAGCAAAUGGAAGAGCAAUCUGUGAUGUCCAUCCACACUGAGGUCAAAUGGACUCAAACUGAAGAGCAGAAAUCAUUUUGGUCAUUAGCUCGUGAUUUUUAAACACCAAAUGAUCGUCUUUCAGAAUGAUGUGUUUGGUUGACAGGACAGACCUGUUGCCUCGGAUGCUUUCAGAGCUCGCUGCUGAACACAAACAUCACCAGAUGAGCUGCAGGUUGAGUCAAAGUUUAAAAAGGCUAAAAUUUACACUGAGGGUCGGAUGAAUACAGAUUUAGCUCCAUCAUGUCGUCUGAUCAAAGUGCCACAGGCUCUUAAACAGUUUGAUGAGUUAAAAUUGAUAUUUUAUCAGUGGAGUUUGGUACACAGGACUGUUUGUUCCUUGUUUUUUCUCUCUUUUGAGUCUAUCUUCUGUUUACAACUACUGCAAGACAUUGUUGACUAAUAUAAAAAGUCCCUUAACCUCAUCAAAAAAGUAUUGUAAGAAAUGGUGGCUGCUCACAUGCAGUCUUUCAAGCUUCCUUUAUGACAGGCUGCAUGCAAACCCGGUCAUGCUUAGUAGUUCAUACAGUAUAUGCAACAUCUACUGUCCUGCAUAUCACUGAGUUGGGCUAUUUAUGAAGCCAUAAGGGUCCCAAAACAUUUGUUCUUGAAUUAUUGCUCCUAACUGGUGUAUGUUUGCUGGAUUUCAGGACAGGUUUCACACCCGUACCAAGAAUUUCUCUGCUCAGCUGGGUGUCGGUUCAGUAGCAUUAACCCUUAUCAGAGUGGAUGUUGAAACAAGCUGAUGUGUUUCUAUCAAGACCAUCAUUAGGAUGGUUUUUUCAGCUGUUGUAUCAUUUCUUCAGUCUUGAUAAUUACACACUCUGCUGCACUCAUUCUGUUAGUCACUAGGGGGCAGCGUCUCCUAACUAUUUGAUUUCAAGUUAACCUGAACAGUCAAUUAUAUUUUGUAGUUAUACUGCAAAAAAAUGGGAGAAAUGUUCUAUUUUGUCUGAAACUUGUGACCAAUAAUGAAUAUAAAUGUGUGUUGGCAAAGAUUGUUUCUAAUAAUAAAUGAUAAGAUGCUACUGUGA